GGAAAGAGAGAGAGCAAGAGAGAGAGAGAGAGCCACGGUGACUGAGUGAAAAAUCAUGUCAGCUCCACUGGGCUGUACACCACACACAGGGAAAGGGGGGAACGGCGGCACCAGGCAUGGAGCGCAACUUGCCUUUUCUCCGCAGCAACUUUGCAACUGAUGCGGCAUCUCGUCGCCUCUCUGGGCUUUAAGGAGCGGCGUCAGGAGGUCGCCGCGUUACCCACACAAACGCACAACUUUUGAGGAUUUUGCCGCUGGGAUUGCGCUGACAUCCCUGAACCAGAAAAAACAAACAAACAAACAAACAAACCCGAGGACUUCUGGAUGGUGAACUAAGGGAUUCGCUACACGGCUUGGAUGUCGGGCUGCGGGUAUGAACACGGCGCUGCCUUGGGUUGCAGUUAAGAAAUACGGGAAGGGGAACGCGUUUUAAGGACAACCGCUAGCACGGGCGCGUUUUUACAAAGGCAAAGACACUCACAUGUUAAUGUAUCGCUUUUGAAUGAAAAAAGCACAGCCUUUAAGGGAAGAAAGGCAGGGGAUUUACUGCUUUCUUUCCAAGAAACUGCUGUCCCCGGUUGAAGCACGAACGGAUGCUCGCGUAUGUAAUCCAAGACGACGAAAGUUUUAGCAAGUUAUGUGACAAUGGGAUGGAUUUGAAGGGCAAAUCGUAACGUUUUUUUUUUUUUAGUUUAAUGACUUCGAGGACAUGACAAACGCUUUUCAUCAGUGCUUUUGACGGAUUUGUACUGGGAAGCAUGGAAUUUAAGGUCGCAUGUUUUUACAUGUGUUUACUGCGUACUUCUGUUCUGAAAAAAAGACUCGAUGAGAAGCCAUUUGAAUGAACAGGGGAUCGAUGUUGGCUUGAGAUAUCCAUCAAGCAUACUGGAACAGCGUAUUUUAAAGACGUGUAGGCUACGCUUCCUCACACCUAAUAUAUAUAUGUAUUUUUCGCUGAGGAAAACCGAGCAAUGAAUGAAUGAACGACAAAGGCAGUUUUUGGAGCCAUUUCCCCCCGAAUCUGAGCUAUUUGGGUCCGAUGCCACCCUCUAAAUUUCGCACGCAAACGAGUGUGGUCAGGAAUGUCCUACCUUUUCGAUGUGCUCUGUUUUACACACAUUUGGUAAAGGAAACUUCUUCGCGCGAUUCAUCAAGCUGGUGAUAGAUUAUUUAAAAGAAAAGAAAGGAAAGAUUCAGCGCACAUCUCUCCCCCUUAGCCGUCGACGAGAACUGUAUAUAACGUUCCAAAUGGAGUUGUCACUCUUGGUUUUAACCCUAAUAUCUUGGGUCUGUGUUUGGGCGGACGACAGCAAGGUGAUUUCAGACAGAUACGCAGUCUACUGGAACAGCACAAAUCCCAGGUUCCAGCGGGGGGAGUACACUGUGGAGGUGAGCAUCAAUGACUACCUGGACAUCUACUGCCCCCACUACGAGGACCCCCUGCCGCAGGAGAGGAUGGAGCGCUACAUCCUCUUCAUGGUCAACUACGACGGCUACACCACCUGCGACCACCGCAUGAAGGGCUUCAAGCGCUGGGAGUGCAACCGGCCGCAGAGCCCCAACGGGCCCCUCAAGUUCUCCGAGAAGUUCCAGCUCUUCACCCCCUUCUCCCUGGGCUUCGAGUUCCGCCCGGGACACGAGUACUACUACAUCUCAUCCCCUCAUCCUAACCUUGUUGGGAAGCCCUGCUUGAAGCUGAAAGUAUACGUGAAGCCGACAAAUGACUCCGUGUACGAGUCCCCAGAGCCCUUCCUCACCGACGACAACUCGGGCUGCGGGCUGGCCGGCCCCCGGGUGUCUCUGACGCUGGCCGCGCUCUUCACACUGCUGGCCACGUCGUAGCACCGCCAUGGGAGCGGGCAAGGUACUGCUGGCGCACCCAGGGCAACGGACACGGAGACCCUGCGGCGGUCGUGCCCGCGUGCUCCACCCCCUCGCCAACGCCGCCGCCCGCUCUGCCGUCGCCGCCCCCACCCAGCGCUGCUCGGGCGCGGGAACGAGCCCGGAGGGCCUUCGGCGUGCUGGACCCGACCGGAGCUCCGCAGGAACUGCGCGGCUCUCCGCCCGCGCCCAGUCCCCGGCCGCGACUCCACGAGCUCCGCGACGAAACCGGGAUUCCCGGACUCUUUUCGAGCCUCUCUGUUUGUUGACCGAGCCCCCCCCGCCCAGCUCCCCAACCACUUCCUCCUUCGUGGUGCUUGUCGUCUGGUGUGCUUCUUCGCUCACGUCGAGGCCAGGCUGACCGUUGGCCUCCUUCAGUUCCCAGGAUUUUCACUCCUCCGCCUGUACAAGCUGGUGUCUGUUGUGUGCGUUUGUUUUCUAAAACUCGUCCUGCAGUGACUGGAGAAACGGCCAGCGGACAUCUCUCGUAGCCGUCGGCGUUGUCCAAACUCCCCCUCACCCUCUCUGCCAAUAAAGCAGCAAAAGGCAUUUACUGGAAACCUGCCAAAGACACCCUACUUCUUUGUUUUUUUUUAUGAUGUUUCGAGGUUGUUAGACCUUCAGCAUUUGCCCUUGGAAUCCUCUAGUGUCACUUGAGCUGGUCCCACGGAGGGCAAGAUGAGGGUUUUCUUUUUUAAGAGAAAAAAAAAAUCUUUUUUUAAAAAAAAAGGUUUGGUGAACCCACCUUUUUCAUUGGUGCUGAUGAGCCUCUUCUCGCCCCCCACAAAACCGCAGCAUUGAAGAGACGGGCUUUGAUUCUGUGACGAUGAUCAGUUUUGUGAAUUGCCGAUGUUCUACUGAAUGUGGAGUUUCCUUUACUGCACCCAGUGCUCCAUUUACACCUUCCCCUCCAAGGUACAUGAGAUCUUCGCAGCUGCUCAGUGUGGAAGGACAACCCCCUGCUUGACUGUUGUGAGCGCUCUGAGAAUUGUGCGACUCGGGGGGGGGAUCAGAAAUGUCCCCCCUAGUGGUGGGAAAUUGUCACAGCAGCUGCCUUCAGAUAUUUUGAAGCUUCGUAGCACUUCUGCUUACUGAAAUGGACAGUCCCGUUUUGUAACCUGACUAAAAAGGGAGUCAAUUUCUGACUGAUUUAAAAGAAAUUAACAAUUCUCUCCAGAGUAGGCAUCUCAGAUAAAAAAAAAAGGUUUUAACAAGACCGGAAGAAAGGACAAAACAUUUUAAAUGUAUCUAAAUGCAACUUUUCUAUUUUAUUUUAUUCCAUGCUAUUUUUUACUUUUGUUUUUUAAAAGCAGCAGAAAUGAUUCACAUGUGCUAUUAUUAUAAUGUAGUCCCUGCAGUGUGUAGAGCGAUGAUGGCACCUGUCUGUGCAGACAGACAGGUUUAGAGGAGUCCGCUUUUUUGCUAUUGUUGUUGUAGUUUUUUCUUGUGUGUAUCACAAUGCAUUCUGGUACUUGUAGUCCCGUAACAAUUUUGGGAAAAUGGUCAAAAACAUCUAAUGGUGUAAUUGCAAACCAACUUAUUUUUCCUUUUCCAUUUUAUUUUUUCCAUGUGCAAAUGUGUUUCAGUUUCUUAUGCAGUGUCUUGCUUUUUGGCAAAUGAAAGCUUCAAGAAAAGAACUUAAAUAAAAGCUUUUGUUCAUAGCAAAAACAGUUCUGGUUAACAGAAUGGAGUAUCUGUGUAACAUUUAAAAGGAUCUGUAACCAUAAAGCAAUCAGUGACGAGUUAUUUGCUUUAAAGUUAAAAUUCAUAUACUGUAUAUAGAACACAUGUUUCCUCACUUGAAGUGGGAGGUUUACUUAAGUGAUUUUAUAUUCACUAAAAGAACUUUCAAAACGUCCAGUCUGUUUUUGCAUAUAUUUGCAAAUUGGUUAAAUCACACUUCAGUUGAAAGAUUGAAUAUAAAAUAAAACAGUGUUUAAGAGAAAAUAAAUAUUUGUACCAAGUAAACAUUUACUUGCAUUGCUACCCUUUUAAAUUAUUUCUAAAAACCCUAGAACAGAAAGACAGAAUUGGUUGACUAGACUUGACCAAAAGAUUGAUCAUCUUCAUCUUCCAGGUGCCUAACGAGCUGAUAGAAUGAUAGCUCUCUGACUCCAUGUGAUGGGUGUAUGAUUCUUGCUGGGAUAGUGAAACAGUUCAAGAAUGGUCUCUCAGUCUCUACUAGCCACUGCCUUUUAAUAUCUCUUAAGGGUUGUGCAAAAGUCCAUAAAUGUCCAUUCAUUUAUAUGGUUAAGAAUGCAAUCUACCAAAACCAGUUUUGCUCCUCCUUAUGGUUUCCACAACCCCAAAGUGGUUUCCGUUUCUCUCAAAUGCCGAGUCACUGGAACGUCACAAUUUUUCACCUCCCCCCAACAGUGAAAUAAUUGAAGGGUGCAUUUAUUUCUUUGUGAGCCUUUCUGAUUAACCUGAAUCAGGUCACUCUUAGGGGUCAUUUAAAAGUUCUAAAAUUUCCCAGGGACGCCUAGGGCAUUCUCACAACAAAAGAGCUGAGGGUAAUAAAGGGAAAUUUGUCCCCACAGCACAGUUAAUUUACCUGUAACCCUGCACCUGUGUCACUCAAAGUAAGGAAGAAGCAGACUAAAUUCAGGUACUACAGAUGUCUGAGACUAUAUUUAUCUUUAGAUAACUUCUCCAGGUUGGGGUUGGAGACACAGAUAUGAGAGGAUGGUGUUAGAUAUGUUUAUUAAUUAAGGAUCUAGAACAGACUACUUGUGUUAAUUUAAAGGCUUAACAAAGGAGGAACCGAAGACUCAUUCAGCCUGGUGUAAAGUUUUGGUUGUGUUGCAGUGCAUUUUAUCUAACUGUUGUUUGAAAGUAAAUGCACAAGAUCCCCUACUUUUCUAGUGGACAGGAUUUUCCUUAUUAGGAAAAUGCAUAUGUCCAGCUGAUGGGUGGACUGGAUAGUUCCAAGGAGCUGCCCAAAAUUUUGGUUCAGAAAAUCAUAGGCCUUCUGUUCAGCUUCAGGUGGUACUAACUCCAGGAGAAAUACUGAUACAUAAAUUCUGGUAUUUUAAUAAAGAAAAGUGCUGGCUUGGGAUCACUAGGAUGAGAUAUUGGUUGCUUAAGCUCACACUCCUAGUGGAGAUGUUUUGAAUGACCAUGGGGAGCUGGAAAAGAAGACUGAAAAACUUCAUUUUUAAAAUGUUUUCCUCGAUUUUUUUUUUUUUAAUGAACGCAGAGCCUUGGCUGCAGAGACAGCAGUCCUGUGUUUUCAGAAGCAUCAUGGUUAGGCGGGGAUAGGUUUUGUAUGACCAAUAAAUAGAACACUUCUGUUUCAGUCCACCUCUGUGUCUAUAUGAUACAAAUAAAACAUAUACAGCAUAUAUUCAUUUUGUCUCAGAGCACAUAACCCCAAAUUCAUUGACAUUAUGGCAAUUUUUUGGUAGACCACGGAAAUCCCAAAUAUUGUAGCUUGAUGUUUAGAACAGGCUCAUUAUCCCGAGAGCACAGCUCUCUUUCUCAUGUUAUUCCUGAUGGGAAGCAACCAGGAAAAUUUGUACUGUAUAAGGGCCAGAUAGAAACUGAUGCCCCACUUUCUUUUCUCAAGCAAAAUGGAUUUGCCAACUAAUUGCUGCAGGGCUCUAUAGGUAUAUUGUGGAGCUCUGCAGCAAGGAGAGGGCAAUUUCAGUACUGAACGUUUCAUUCUUCUCCUGUGGGAAGUACAUUCUUAAAAAUUGUGCAUUUUCUGCGCGACCCUUGUAUCAUCUUACCAUAUUCCUUUAAUCCACGCAGUAAGCAUACGGUGAAUGGAGAGGCAUGAAAAAUAACAGUAAAAGGUGAAUGCUGUGCUGUGUAUUUCAGGGCUCAGUACUGCUUAUUGGUGGAUUGUGCACUGCCUGAUGAACACUAAUCUUUGACUGCUUAACGUUAAUUUAGGUGAGCUGUUCUAGGACAAGGACAAAUCAACAUCUGCGAAACCAGCUUAUAGACCUUAGUAAAAUAAAUAAAAUAUUAGCACCCUAUGAGCUUACCUUCACAGAAACCUGAGAUUUAAGCAAAGAGCCUGGUGACAGGAAUGACUCGGUGAUUGACUAAUUACACGGCCUCAAACAAGCAAUGAGAGGGAGACACCAGUGAGAGUGAAAAAAUCAGAAAUGCGGCAUUUAGCACCACAGGCAUGUCAGAAUUCUCACUCACGAGGUGUCUGCCACAGGUGCCCAUGGCAUCGUGUUGCCAUCAUGACCGUGUCCUUUCUGCGAUGGAUGAAACUGCUUGUGCACACAUGUGAAAUGAGAUAUUGUGUCCGUUCUUGGGCUCUCAUUGCCCAUUGGUAAUGUUCAGAGAUUCUCACCCCAAUGCUAAUUUCUUUACUGUUUUUGGUCUAUUUCGCUGUACGCCCACCCAGUUUGGUGAUCGUCAGGCAUUUCCUUCGGUCUCAGCUCCCCUGGAGAGCUGCAGGGAGAAUGAGAAAGGCCUCAUCUCCAAAUACAUGAUGAGCAAUUCACCCCUUUGGCAUCUGACACUCCAUUCACCCACAGUGCCCCGCAGGAUAGUCGGUUCUGAUUGGAGGAGCAGCCCAUCUCUCACUGACAUCACAGCAAGCCUGUAGCCGCCUAGAAAACUGCUGGAGUCGGUGGUUCGCUUAGAGAAAGCCCUGGUCAACUAAAAUCAGCUCUUCGCCGGCAGUGCUGCACUGGCUCUGCUUCACUGUCUGGGGCAUUGUGUUCGCAGUUAUCUCUGUCUUUUAAUUGUUUUUUUUUGGGGGGGUGUAAAGUAUGCUGCAAAGCAAAUCCAGAUUUCCCAGUGAAAGUCCAAAUCAAACAGAAAGUUGCUGUAAAUGCAGUAGCUUAAGGAGGAAGGUGGGGGUGGGGUGGGGGGGGGGAGAGAUUAAUUUAUUUUGAUUGACAGCCAUUGCUCUGUUGUCAUGGAGAGGGUAGCACCAGUGAUGGCCCCCACUGACAGGACUAAGUCCUCUGAAAGGAAGAGAUGGGUCACUGUCAUUUACUUUCACCUGCUUCUUAUAUUGAAUCAAUCUGGCAGGCAGAAAUUGAGAAGGAGUCAAAUCAUUCUGCUUUUGAUUUGGGUUUUUUUGUGUCCAGGACAAGUUUGUGUUGGUCACAGUGACAAAUGCGCAGACAACACCCCCUUGUAUAUCCAGCUGACACAUUUUUGAAAGAAAGCAAUAAUAUAAUGUCUGGUAGAUCCAGUCCCAGGAGCAUUUAUUUCCAUCCUUGGGUUUUUUAUGCUUUUUAAUUUUAAGGAGAUGUAUCCACAGAAAAUAAUCAGAAUGAAAUCGUGGAUAAUCUGUCCUGCUCUACAGGGGCUGAUACUACCUGUCAGACUGGCUGUAGCUCAUAUUUAUGUUGCAUCUUUGAUCUUGUUAAUUGAACAGAGUGACCCCUUCAGCCAAAGUUUGAAGUCACAGGAAAGAAAUGUACAUCUAAAAUGUUCAGCACCUCCGUGGAAGAAACAUUGGCAGUAAUUGAUCGGAAUUAAUUAUUUAUUGCCACUUCAUGGUUCUGUUGCAGUGAGAGAAAUAGAAGUCAAACAAAACAGACUUGGGUUUUGUUUGAUUAGCAAUGACUUCAUCCGCGCCCAGAGGGUUCCAAGGUAGCGGUUAAUGGGGAACAUUAAUGUCUGAUGGAGAGUGUUAUGUCCUCACUUUAUCUUUGAUUGUUAAAUGUUAUUUGACAAACUGAUUCAGAAGAGUCCGCAAGAACUGAGUCAGGCACUAAAAUGAAACACAAACUGGCUAAUGUCAGUGCAGCAGAACAAACCGAAAAGACUCUGCGGUGAAUUAGCACAGGAAGAAAUUGAAUGAGACAAGAAAUUUUUCAACAAAAAACGUAGCUGGGUAUGCCAGGCUUUUUUUAAGCCAUUACUACAUUCUGAAAAUAAGCAGAUAAGCAUUUUUAAGACAUUUUCGUUUAGCUGCUUUUCUGAGUCAAACCCUUUAAUUUCUUGUUUUGAAACAAAAAUUCCAAAACACAAUCCUUACCCCCCUCACCGGCGCACAGAACUCCGUCCCACCAGAGAGCCCCUCUCAGAAGCCACAGUCUCUCUUCGGCCUUUGGAAAUCAAAAACAUCACUUGAGUCCUACUGGGUCCCUGUGUGAAAUAUGUUUCCUGUGUGGAGCAGUUUUCAUGAAAUUGCAGUUAACAAGAUAACGUCUGAUUGCUGUCAUUGCUUGUUCUGAACGAUGGGAUACCGAAACCACUCAGACGUUUAAGCCAAAGCAAAGUGUUGAGCUCUUUUUUUUUUGUUUUAAAACACCAUAAUUUUGAGCGAAUGGAGAGACUGGGGUGAAAGGAAACGAUUUCAGAACAAUGAUAUUUCAAAUUGUGUUUCUCUAGUUGCGUUUCCUCUCUCCCUGGUGAUCCUGUCCCCUCAAAUCAACGCUACCAAAGCGACACCCCGAAAGUUCCCUGACAUUGCCUGAGGAUUACCGCUCACCGUAUUGUGACAUUUAAAAAUGUUUUUAAAGAGAAAAAUUCCCUUUUCAGGCUACUUUCCUGCUCAGUCACUGCUCCUAUUUUUCUGACAUUUUGUUUGUAUCUCAGCAGUUACACUCCCAGAAAGAAGAAUUAAAAGAGCAGCAUGCCUCAUAGUUGUGCUGUAUUUCAUCACAAACAGAAGUAUCCAAGAAAAUUGGGAUACCUGCCAUUUCACACAGGUGUUUUAUCCUCAGUGGAGUCACUUGGCUAAUAUUCUGUGACUCUUAUUUUUAGACAAACAGCUUCCUGCUUUUUCCAAGGGUGGACUUUCAAUAACUGGCAAAGAAUAUGUCUACUAAUGAAUUCUUUAAAAAUGCGUACUUUAUUCAAUACCUUUUAUUGCAGAGGAGCACUUACAAAGGCAAGGUUCAUUAUCGGAGAGAAGCCCAUGAGAUUAAUUCUCUGUAAUAUCAGUAAAUCACUUUUCUUUUUCUUAGAAAGUGGCAUUGAAACUUCUAAUUAAUAGAGAUGUACCUAAAUUAAGAAAUUCAUGGAUUAAGAAAAUAUAAGUCAUAGACUGCUACCUAGUGAUCUCUCAAGUAACUAAAUUACUUUCAGAAACAAAAAUAUAACUUUUGUUAUGCAUUUAGCGCUCGUUAUGGCAUAAUUAAAAUGUAAAGUGUAAAAUCAAAAGGUACAAACGAGGAAUGAAUCCUUGAUAAGAGACCAAGAAGCUAAUUCAAUAAGAGGCUUGUUAGAUGCAUUUUAUAGUUGCUCAAUAAAGCUUUUUUUCCCCAUAGAGUGAGAGAACCAUUAUCGAGCCAUUUGUUUUAUAUCAGCUUCUCCAUAUAUAGUAAGAAGCCAUCAAAGUCUUAAUUAGUUAGAAUAAGGUGCUUAAAUCUUACUUCAUUGCUGGGCCUUAAAAUAAGGUUUUGAACAAGAAAGAGCCAUGCUUCAUGAAUUUAUAUGUAUGGCAUAACUGGGACAUUUAUUUAACUACAUAAUUCUGGGUAAAUGCAGAUUGGGGGAAACAUUUUCAUGACAAAUAUUUCAAACCUGUGUUCCUCCUGCUGUGUUCACUUCUCCCUGGAGUUUCUUGGUGCUGUUUUUGGUUAAAUAUACCCAACUUAAACUGGUUUUAUAAAUUAAUCAAUUUAAUAUAGUGGUGUUUGAUAUCUUUCAUCUCCAAUUCAUACAACAGUAGGCUAUUUUUGUCACUGUUUCUUAGGCCUUUUAGAUAAAGAUUUAUCAUAUUAUACUACUAAAAAAUGUUGUCAUUGUCAGCAAAGAUGGAAUACCCUCUUCACAGACUUAACCAGUAUAUACUUCACUCAAAAGACUUCAGUUUCUAGAAAGGUGUUCAGAAAAAUGUCAUUUUGAUAGCAGGCAAUAUUUUAGGACAUUUAAUAUAUAGAAAGGAACUUAUUUUUUUCUGUUGUAUGCAAAAGAUUGCUGAAAUUCCAGCUAUGCAGAAACAUCCUUUUAAAAGCAUUUUUGUUAUUUAUCGAUUCUUUGUUAAAAAACGUAUUGCAAGCCCUUACAUAUAAUUAUUGUGGAUCAAUGAAGGCUUCUCGUCACCUCCAUUGUGAAACAUUAUGAUUAUUUCUCAAAGGCAUGAAAUAUCUUGUCCAUCACAGCAUGUAACUUUGAUUUUACACAGCGCUUAUAACCACCUUUGGCAGACGGACUGGUCGUUUUCAAAAAGACCUUAUGAUUUGUAUUCUGAACUGACUGCAACUGUACAAAGAAAGCAAAGCCUUUACGAUAUAUUUUUUACUCUUUUUUGAAGGGCAUUUAUGGAAAUACCUAUUCAGAUGAAUCCGUUUCCUUAAGGAAUGUAUACUUCGGAAAUGCCUACCCAUGAUUUUCUAACUUCUAAUUUUCUAUGGGUGCCUGCAGCGAGCUGAGGAUUUUCAGGACGGAGCACUAGAAGCUCUGGUCUCACAAUUCUAACGUUAUAAGGCUCUGAAUCAGGGGUGCCAGCCUUGCAAUUUUCUUUUUACUGACUUACUGAAAGAAAAUCUCCUAGUUCUUACUAAAAAACACACUAUUCCCUUGGCUAAUCCUCUUGGCUUGACAUCUUGGGGUUCCAUUUCCUGCAGUGAGAAGCUAGGGAGUUUCUUCACCCUGUUUUUCAUUGCCUUGGGUUUUCUCUGCCCUUUAGACACAAACCUACCACACGAAAGAAACGGCUUCUUAAAACACCAGUGCCUUUUCUCCAUCCGAAAUAAUCAAAAUCAAAAAUGGGUUUAUGGAUGGGAGUAAAAUUGGGCAUUUUUUACCAGACAGCUGGCAGCCCUGUUCUGAAUUCUAGCUAGGAGAAAAAUAAAAUAAUGGAGCAGGCAAACAUCAGCAAAUUACAAGUGGUGUGUGAAUCCGAGGGCAGUAAAUUUAAAGAUGUCUGCCCUGUGAAAACGGGGGCCCUGGGUUUUUUACCCUCCUGGACAGCACAGGACCUGAAUACAAAACGAUCUGGUAGCAAGCAAAAUGGAUUGGCACAUAAGGGUUCUGGGCAAAGUGCGUUUGAAGAAACAGCAGAUUUAAGCCUGCUGUGCUUAAUAGGAUCAUCUGAAAAAUCUGCCUUUUUGACUGUUGGUUUACGGGGAAAAAAAUAAAACUUUUAUCACAAGAGCAAGCGGGGGGGUGGGGGUCGGGGGGGAUGUUUUGUUAACUUGAAUAGAAAUGUGUUUUCCCUUGUAGGAAUCCUAUAGAAUAGAAUAUUUGCGGAUUGUGUACAGAAUAUGUACGUGUAAGUGGAAAAGUCAUUUUAAUUUAAUUCUAGUUCUAUCCUGCUCCCCAUUCUCUAUUAAACAUAAUGGUACAUUACAAGCCCUCCUCCUUGUUAAUCUGUCUUUUCUUGGCCGAGAUUUGUGAAUCCCAGUGAAAUGUAUGGAAAUCUGGACAAGUACAGACCCUGUAUAGUUUCUAGGAUGUGUGCCGUAUGUUUUGUAUAGCGAUCUAUGUGGAGCACAGAUUGUUUUCUGUCAGGCAUGCCUUAACUUUCGUCAUCUUUUUUUGGUUCUGUUUAACAUAAUUAUAUAUUUUUUAUUUUUUUGUAAAAUAAAACCUGUUUGCUUGCUGGAAUCUUUUUUUUCUGGGGGGGGGAAGAGGGUCAGAUUUCACUGUAUCUCAACCUGGACUAUAUCCUAGGUAUGCGCCUUUCCGUUUUUACUUCAUAACAUACGUGGCUUGUGGUUACCAAUGGUUAUCAGCUUUGGAAUUCUGUAUUUUUUUAUGAUACAAAUAUCAAUAAAUGAAAGUACAAAUAAAUAAA
This is a messenger RNA of Lepisosteus oculatus (spotted gar), 11551 nucleotides long. Its product is annotated as ephrin-A2. Gene Ontology annotation, biological process: ephrin receptor signaling pathway; osteoclast differentiation; axon guidance. NCBI's taxonomy places the organism in Eukaryota, Metazoa, Chordata, Actinopteri, Semionotiformes, Lepisosteidae. Gene Ontology annotation, cellular component: plasma membrane. Gene Ontology annotation, molecular function: ephrin receptor binding. The record is from RefSeq and is a predicted model, not a curated record.